AUGGAGAGAGAAUUUGGGAAUGAGUUCUCGCCGGCGUUCAACGUCGAUAACACUAGUAUUGACGGCAUGUACUCAGGUAUGAGUUUUCAGACUUUGUUGAGCGUGAAUCCCGAGAAGAUUCUGUUUCCUUCGCUCGACAAUGCUCUGUAUACUUCGCUGGAGUAUCCUUACGGAGCUACUACUUCGACGAUCUCAGAUCCGGUGACAUUCGGCUUUUCAAGCGAGGCUUUUCCAACGAUGAACGCUGAUGAUCAGAAGCUCAAGUCCGUCGGAUUUAUUCAAGAUUCACAGCUCAAUAACGGAGACUUCGCUGCUGAAGAGUCGUCAACUGAACCACCGUUCAACUUCAUAUUGAAAACUGAACCGUUCGACUUCAUUUCCCACUCAGAUUCGAGUUUUCGUCAACUACCGUAUCACCCUGGCUCUCUCGAGGAACUUCAAGACGAUUUUGCAAUCGCUGAGUCAUCUAACAAACGAGCCACAUCGUUAUCACUACCACAAAUCGAUCUGGACACUCUCAACUCAAUCAUCAGGAACUUCCAGAUGUCAAAUAACUUUGGUCCGUACAAACCAGUGGCCGAGCCGACUCGACGGCCUCCGUCAAGCGCUUUGGCACGGCAGCGAAGGCAAAGAAUCAGUGAAAAGACUCGGUGUCUGCAAAAGGUGCUGCCGUGGGAUAAGAAAAUGGACAUGGCAACAAUGCUGGAAGAGGCGUACAAGUACGUCCAUUUUUUACAGGCUCAAAUCAGGGUUCUACAGUCCAUGCCUUGUGAUUCGUUAAGUUUCGAGACGAGAAACCCAAUCAAUGUGAGUGCGUUCGGUGGAAUACUGGCAAAACUGAAUCGGCAACAACUUUUGGAGGUUCUGGUGAACUCGCCGGUGGCUCAGACGGCGAUGUACUCGCAGGGAUGUUGUGUUUACUCCAUCGAACAGUUGGUAUUGCUGAAGAAAAUUGCCCAGAGGAAGGCUCUCUAUCAACAGAUGUUCUACGAUCCUUCGUUGCUCCCUUGA
Ilex paraguariensis (yerba mate) is the source of this 1011-nucleotide messenger RNA. The record is from the annotation of a GenBank genome assembly. NCBI's taxonomy places the organism in Eukaryota, Viridiplantae, Streptophyta, Magnoliopsida, Aquifoliales, Aquifoliaceae.